Haliotis rubra (blacklip abalone) is the source of this 739-nucleotide messenger RNA. RefSeq names its product netrin receptor UNC5B-like. The transcript has 5 exons. Gene Ontology annotation, cellular component: extracellular region. The coding region runs from base 30 to 677 and encodes 215 amino acids. Gene Ontology annotation, molecular function: chitin binding. The record is from RefSeq and is a predicted model, not a curated record. Lineage: Eukaryota; Metazoa; Mollusca; Gastropoda; Lepetellida; Haliotidae.
GUUUCCCACCCAAAACACUCCAGUCGACGAUGUUGUCCAGUCUAGCAGUUGCUGUCGUUGCAGUUACCUGCCUUCUGCAAGACACGUCGGGGAUUAUCGUGAGCUACAGAUGCAGUAGAGGAAGUUUCUGGAGAAGGUACUACUCGACCUGCUACAGGAUUCAAGCACAAAACGGCGGCUGGUCGGGCUGGUCGCCGUGGAGAGAUAUGGAUGAGUGCAGUGUAUUGUGUGGGGGCGGGACCAAAGACCAGGACCACACCCGGUCAUGCACCAACCCCCGACCCACCCACGGCGGGUCCUACUGCCGGGGUGACUCCUAUCAGAACAGGACCAUAGCCUGCGGCACCAGCCUCUGUGGAAGUAGGUGUCCUAAAGGUAAAACCACCUUCAUCGCCCACGCUACCAACUCUGGACGUUUCUACCACUGCAGCAACAGUGUAGCAUUCUUACGCCACUGCGCACCUGGAACAUGGUUUGACCUUGCGCGACCCGGAUGUACCCAGCUGGCGACAACCCCCGACAGCACAUGCGCAGGGAAAGGCUACCGGAUGUUUGCUCAUGGCACCAACUGCAAGAAGUACUUUGAGUGCUCUCAUGGCGCUAAGGUGGAGAGAACGUGUCCAGGCAAAACAAAGUUCGACAGCAAACUCGGAAGAUGCGUCCAUGGAACGUGUUAGUAUUGACACAGACCGGAAAGCAGCGACAAUCAUAAAGUUUCAAAUAAAAUCUGCAAUCGUUA